This is a messenger RNA of Saccoglossus kowalevskii, 1863 nucleotides long. Its product is annotated as urocanate hydratase. The record is from RefSeq and is a predicted model, not a curated record. Gene Ontology annotation, biological process: L-histidine catabolic process. Gene Ontology annotation, molecular function: urocanate hydratase activity. Lineage: Eukaryota; Metazoa; Hemichordata; Enteropneusta; Harrimaniidae.
AUGUCUUCCUUGAAAGGCUUGUGUGAGUGGCCACUGUCUGAGUUGCCGCCACUGCGUAAAAGAGAUAUUUCUGUGCCCCAUGCACCAGUCAGAACACAUACGUUGUCCGACGCGGAACAGAGAUUGGCGCUUGAGAAUGCAUUGCGGUAUUUUCCACCCACCAUGCAUCAGACCUUGGCUCCAGAAUUUGCUGAAGAGCUCCGACAAUACGGUCAUAUUUAUAUGUAUCGUUUUAGACCUGACAUAGACAUGAGGGCCUAUCCUAUAGAUGACUAUCCAUGUGAGACAAGACAAGCUGGUGCAAUCAUGCAUAUGAUAAUGAAUAACUUGGAUCCCAGGGUAGCUCAGUUCCCACAUGAACUUGUUACUUAUGGUGGAAAUGGGCAAGUGUUUUCAAACUGGGCUCAGGUGAGACAUUUUGUUUGUUUCUGGUCAUGCAUGCAUUUCCUCAGUGACACAAUUGUCAUGCAUACAGUCACAUGUUUGAUAAAUACAUGUAUGAAAAUGCCAGUUGUUGUCAACAAUGAUUUAUCAUUUUUCUAUGUUUUUUCAAAGGUUAUUCCAAACUAUUCAUCAAGGGAAGAUUAUGAUAGAAUGUUUGCCUUGGGUGUUACAAUGUAUGGCCAAAUGACUGCUGGUAGCUAUUGUUACAUAGGACCACAGGGCAUUGUACAUGGAACUACAAUUACAGUGAUGAAUGCAGGGCGUAGAUACUUAGGAAGUGGUGAUUUACAUGGCAAAGUGCUUGUGACAUCAGGUUUAGGUGGUAUGAGUGGUGCGCAGUCCAAGGCUGCCGUCAUAUCGGGAUGUAUUGGUGUCAUUGCGGAAGUCAGUAAAGAAGCACUUGAAAAAAGAUACAAACAAGGAUGGCUUGUUGAAACCACAGAUAAUUUAGACUGCCUGAUUUCGAAGAUAAGACAAGCAAGACAAAAAAAGGAAGCAACUAGUAUUGGUUACCAUGGCAACAUUGUAGAUGUUUGUUUAAAACGUCAAGUGAUUGCCAUUAAUAAACUCUCAAAGCAUGGGAUGUAUUUCUGGGAUUAUGGGAAUGCUUUUCUGUUAGAAGCUGGUAGAGCAGGUGCAGAAGUGAAAAAGGAAGGUGAACCAGAAAAGUUUAGAUAUCCAUCUUAUGUCCAGGAUAUAAUGGGUGAUAUAUUUUCUCUUGGAUUUGGUCCAUUCCGAUGGGUGUGUACAUCAGCAGAUCCAAAUGAUUUAGAAACAACAGAUAAACUAGCUACAGCAGUAUUAGAAGAUGUCAUCAAAGAAGGAGUAACAGAGAAAACCAAGCAGCAAUACCAGGACAAUAUUGUAUGGAUAAAAGAAGCUGGUAGACAUGGUUUGGUUGUAGGUUCACAGGCUCGCAUUCUGUAUUCAGACCAGAGAGGGCGCAUAGCUAUUGCAACAGCCUUCAAUAAAGCAGUCCAUGACAAGAAGUUGAAAGGUCCAGUUGUGAUUAGUCGGGAUCAUCAUGACGUGAGUGGUACAGAUAGUCCAUUUAGAGAAACAUCAAAUAUAUAUGAUGGGUCUGCAUUCUGCGCUGAUAUGGCAGUACAAAAUGUCAUUGGUGAUUCAUUUCGUGGUGCGACUUGGGUUUCGUUACAUAAUGGUGGUGGUGUCGGAUGGGGAGAGGUCAUCAAUGGUGGAUUUGGAUUAGUAUUAGAUGGCACAGAAGAAGCUGGUGAAAGAGCCAAGCGUAUGUUAGCUUGGGAUGUCUCAAAUGGGGUUGCUCGGCGCUCAUGGUGUGGUAACAGAAAUGCUGAAGAGACGAUAAUUUCAGCAAUGGACCAAAAUAAAAAAUUGAAAGUUACAAUGCCGCAUCAUGUAGAAGAUGACACAUUACUGGAAAGAGCACUGCAAAAGUAA